Molecule: messenger RNA, 1592 nt
Organism: Neltuma alba
Lineage: Eukaryota; Viridiplantae; Streptophyta; Magnoliopsida; Fabales; Fabaceae
Product: protein NDL1
Exons: 11
Coding region: 161-1204 (347 amino acids)
Source: RefSeq, a predicted model, not a curated record
GCUUCCUACAUAAGCCAUUUGAAUUCCACCACUCACCCUCCUCCAUAUCCAUUUCACUAUUUCUCGAUCCUGGCCGAGACACCCCCCACACACGCACAGCUUGUCUCAGGAGCCUUUUUCCAGUUCCUGGGCUUCUAGACAACUCUAAUUGGCUUCGGCCAUGGCUGACUCAAAUGAUUCUAUUCCUUCUCACACAGAGAAGAUCUAUCUCGGUGGAAAGGAACAUCGUAUUCGUACUGGCUGUGGUUCGGUGUCUGUUAUAGUGUAUGGGGAUCAAGAUAAGCCAGCACUUAUCACUUAUCCAGAUUUAGCACUCAAUUACAUGUCGUGUUUCCAAGGAUUAUUUUUCUGUCCUGAGGCAGCAUCUUUGCUGCUUCACAACUUCUGCAUAUAUCACAUCAGUCCUCCUGGGCAUGAGUUGGGAGCUGCUGCGCUUGGUCCUGAUGAUCCUGUGCUCUCUGUUGAAGAUUUAGCAGAUCAAAUAAUUGAAAUUCUCAAUUAUUUCGGGCUGGGUGCUGUGAUGUGUAUGGGGGUAACAGCUGGUGCUUAUAUCCUUACCCUGUUCGCUAUGAAAUAUAGGGAUCGUGUUCUUGGCUUAAUACUUGUAUCUCCUUUAUGCAAAUCACCUUCUUGGACUGAAUGGUUAUAUAACAAGGUGAUGUCAAAUCUGCUAUAUUUUUAUGGCAUGUGUGGUUUGCUGAAAGAGUGCUUGCUUAAACGAUACUUCAGCGAGGAAGUCCGUGGUAAUAUAGAAGUUCCAGAAUCAGAGAUAGUUCAAGCUUGCAGAAAAUUGCUUGAUGAGAGGAAGAGCACAAAUGUCUUGCGGUUUCUUCAAGCAAUUAAUCGGAGACCGGACCUUACAGAAGGAUUGAAGAGACUACAUUGUCGUACACUUAUAUUUGUUGGGGAAAAUUCUCCCUUUCAUUCCGAGUCUCUCCACAUGACAGCAAAACUCGAUAGGAGAUUUAGUGCCUUGGUUGAGGUCCAGGCUUGUGGAUCAAUGGUGACAGAGGAACAACCUCAUGCAAUGCUGAUUCCAAUGGAGUACUUCUUUGUGGGCUACGGGCUUUGUAGGCCGAGUCAGCUCAGCGAGAGCCCAAGGAGCCCGCUCAGCCCAUCUUGCAUCUCUCCAGAGCUCCUUUCUCCGGAAAGCAUGGGGUUGAAGCUAAAGCCUAUAAAGACUCGUGUUUCACUCGAUGUUUGAUUCUACCAGGGAGACUUUUGUGACUUGAAGCUGACUGGUUGUGCUUCUUAAUUUUUAUGUUAUUUUUUUGUUAGUAAUUGUUGAAGAUGAGGAUAGACGAUGGAAGAUGGAGAAGGAUUUGUAGAUAAGAAGGGGAAUUAAGAAGCCAGGACACACAGAAAACACAAAGAGACACACACACUCUCACACAGUAGAUUAGAUGUUUGCAUUAUUCAUUCAUUUGGAGCUAGCCAGUCGGUCUCAGUUUAAAUAUCUCAGUCAUACUGAUAGAGGAAAAAAGUGAGGUGUUGGAGAAGCUGUAUCUGUAAAUUGAUGUUGGAUUGUUUUAUUGAUUUUUUUGUGACAAUAGAGGUCAAUAAUGAAGGACUCCCAAUUUAUUAUGAUGGUA